Polychytrium aggregatum is the source of this 1315-nucleotide messenger RNA. RefSeq names its product ELMO/CED-12 family-domain-containing protein. The transcript is spliced from 8 exons. Gene Ontology annotation, molecular function: GTPase activator activity. The record is from RefSeq and is a predicted model, not a curated record. Lineage: Eukaryota; Fungi; Chytridiomycota; Chytridiomycetes; Polychytriales. The coding region runs from base 62 to 1150 and encodes 362 amino acids.
AUCCAUAUCCAUAUCCACAUCCAUAUCCACAUCCAUAUCCACAUCCGCAUCCACAUCUGUCAUGCCCAACCUGUUCCUUGGCCGGGGCACUCCGUCCAUGUGGCUCUCCACCGUGGUCUUCGCCAAGAUCUACAACAACCCCGGCUUGCUCUUCUUCUUCAAGCUCUACAAGUACCUCGUCCGGCUCUUCACCAACACCACGGAGCUCUACCGCAUUUGCCACCACAUCGCCGUCUACGAGAGUCACACCGAGUACAGGAUUUCGCUCGAGUCUACGCCGGCGCCAGAGGGCUCGGAGCAGGUGCCGCUCCUGCCGAGCCCGUCGGAGAGCACCUUCACAAUCAAGCCAUCGCUCCACUCGAUCCACCGAGUCGAUAUGUCGCUGCUGUAUUCAAAGGAGCUUGUGAUCGAGCGCCGAGAGAUCGAGUCCCACUCGGGCAAUCUCGAGCGGGCUUUGGAGCGCAUCCUUGUCAAGAAACGAUUCCCUCAAAACGGCGAUCCUUCGACUCCAGAGGCCAUUUCCCUCCAGAAGUGUAUGACGAUCAUCUCCUCGGCUCACCGCCUCACCCACGAAUUGAAUGCCCGUGCUGCCACCCGUUACGAUCCGGAAAACAAGGCUCAUGAACGGAAGCUCCUGGAGCUGUGGGAUCUCCUGAUGCCAGAGGAGCCUCUUGAGGACCGGGUCUCGAAGCAGUGGCAGAAGAUUGGGUUCCAAGGCACUGAUCCGGCCACCGAUUUCCGGGGAAUGGGAAUGCUGGCUCUGGACGACCUGCACUACUACGCAAAAUACCAUCCCGCUUCGAUUGCCCGGGUCCUCCAAAGCUCACACCACGAUGUCGCUUGGUUUUCCAUGGCGAUUGUCGGAAUCAAUAUGACCGGCUUUGCCCUCAAGAUGUUGCGCACCCGGCAGCUCCAGUGCUUCCUCUAUGAAUAUGGCACCACCAAGGAGGCUUACCACGAAUUCUACUGCUAUCUGAUGGAUCACUUUGAGCGUCACUGGACGGGUCAUCCCACGCCCAUCACGGUCAUGGACUUUUCACGGGUCUUUGACGAGUUCCAGAAGCGCAUCCAGAGGCUGCUGCUGGAGGGCGAGGUGCUUGUGCUCAACACCGAGUCGGCCGUGUUUGCUGGCAACAAGAAGACCGACUGAUGCUGCUGGCAAUGUCUUCGAGGGAUCGUUGGACCUCGGCCCAUCCCAAGCCCAUUCUCGGCUGUCCCCGGCUGCUUGUAUGGCUGGAUAUUUGGCCGGCGCAUCGGUCACCAAUGUUGGGCUGCUGUCUCUUUUGGAGGACUCCCUUAAUCAAAUACAGAGGCG